CGCCUGCUCGGUGUCUUUCGGUCACAGAGCCACCUGCAGAACAACAACAAACUCCAGCUGCUUUGAGACAGAGAGCCGCACUUCAAAUAUCACUUUAUCUCUCGUAUUUGCAUUGGACGAAAAACCUUGAGUGUUUGGAGCAAAAAUGUCUGAUAGCGAUCUGUUCCACCCCAGUCCGGCCAAAGAGAGGAGCAGACACAAGAAGAAGAGGCUGGUGCAGAGUCCAAACUCCUACUUCAUGGAUGUUAAAUGCGCAGGCUGCUACAAGAUCACCACCAUCUUCAGCCACGCUCAGACCGUGGUGCCAUGUGGGGGCUGCUCUUUAAUCCUCUGCCAACCAGCAGGGGGGAAAUGCAGACUAACUGAAGGUUGUGCCUUCAGAAAGAAACACACCUGAGCAGAAAUGUGCAAAACAUCCAUGAAAGGAAGCAGAAGGGAAGAAUGGAGCAUGAAGAAAUGCGUCUAAGCCUUGCACUCCAAAACAAGUGUGUUAAAUCUUAAGUAGAGAAUCGGUAUCGCUUUAAGAUGGAGGGACCUACAAUGUAAAGUCAAUGGGAGGGACAUGUUAUUCCCCCCUGUGGGGUUGCAUUGAACAUAGCAGGAGGGAUGAACUAAA
Messenger RNA from Notothenia coriiceps (black rockcod), 616 nucleotides. RefSeq names its product 40S ribosomal protein S27-like. Gene Ontology annotation, molecular function: structural constituent of ribosome. Gene Ontology annotation, cellular component: ribosome. The coding region runs from base 146 to 397 and encodes 83 amino acids. The record is from RefSeq and is a predicted model, not a curated record. NCBI's taxonomy places the organism in Eukaryota, Metazoa, Chordata, Actinopteri, Perciformes, Nototheniidae. Gene Ontology annotation, biological process: translation. The transcript has 4 exons.